Messenger RNA from Solanum dulcamara, 1547 nucleotides. Its product is annotated as probable pectate lyase P18. The record is from RefSeq and is a predicted model, not a curated record. NCBI's taxonomy places the organism in Eukaryota, Viridiplantae, Streptophyta, Magnoliopsida, Solanales, Solanaceae. The coding region runs from base 42 to 1250 and encodes 402 amino acids. The transcript is spliced from 4 exons. Gene Ontology annotation, molecular function: pectate lyase activity.
UAUUCUUUACUACUCUUUCCUUUCAAAGCCCCAUUAAAAAAAUGUCAAGUCUUUUCUUCACAUUUAUCCUUCUUCUUCUGACACCACUACUUGUAAGUUCAAUACAAGAUCCAGAACUUGUCGUACAAGACGUUCAUAGGAGCAUCAAUGCGUCAUUGACGAGGAGGAAUUUAGGCUAUUUAUCGUGCGGAACAGGGAAUCCUAUUGAUGAUUGCUGGCGAUGCGACUCCAAUUGGGAGAACAAUCGCCAGCGAUUAGCUGAUUGCGCCAUUGGCUUUGGAAAAAAUGCUAUUGGAGGGAAAAAUGGGCGAAUUUACGUGGUCACCGACUCCGGGGACGAUGACCCCGUGAAUCCCAAACCCGGAACCCUUAGACAUGCCGUUAUACAAGACGAGCCUUUAUGGAUCAUUUUCAAAAGGGACAUGGUCAUUCAGCUCAAACAAGAGCUCGUCAUGAACUCUUACAAGACCAUAGAUGGUCGUGGCACUAGUGUUCACAUUUCAGGUGGUCCGUGCAUUACAAUCCAUCAGGCCAAUAACAUUAUAAUACACGGGAUUAAUAUACACGAUUGUAAACAGAGUGGUAACGGUAACAUUAGGGACUCACCACACCACUCCGGAUGGUGGGAUGUUUCUGACGGAGACGGUAUUUCAAUUUUCGGAGGGAAGAAUAUUUGGGUGGACCAUUGUUCUUUGUCUAAUUGCCACGAUGGUUUAAUUGAUGCAAUUCACGGAUCUACAGCAAUCACGAUUUCCAACAACUAUUUUACUCAUCAUGAUAAGGUCAUGUUAUUGGGACACAGCGAUUCUUAUACACAAGACCAAGGCAUGCAAGUCACAGUUGCUUUUAAUCAUUUUGGUGAAGGGUUGGUGCAAAGGAUGCCAAGGUGUAGACAUGGUUAUUUCCAUGUGGUGAAUAAUGACUAUACUCACUGGGAAAUGUAUGCCAUUGGUGGUAGUGCUGCACCUACUAUUAAUAGCCAAGGCAACAGGUUUCUUGCUCCCAAUGAAAAAUACCGCAAAGAGGUGACAAAACAUGAGGAUGCACCAGAAAGUCAGUGGAAAAGCUGGAACUGGAGGUCAGAAGGUGAUUUGAUGUUAAAUGGAGCCUAUUUCAGGCAAACAGGGGCAGGUGCAUCAUCAUCUACUUAUGCCAGAGCUUCAAGCUUAAGCGCUAGGCCAUCUAGUUUGGUUGGAACAAUGACCACAAAUGCCGGUCCUAUAAGCUGCAAAAAAGGCUCCCGCUGCUAGUAAAUUUAAAUCUAGUGGCCGAGCGAGUGAGAGCGCGCGGCCACUACAUUUAUUUUACAAGGGAGAAUUACGAUUUCUAGAUGACGAUAGUGAAAGAAGUAGUGUUUUAAUUAAGCUGAAAAUGGUACGGAGUUUCAAAGUAUAUGGAGUAUCAUUUAGCAAAACUUAUAUUUCGUCGUUUUCUUAUCUGAAGUUUUCGAGGACAAACUAUUACUGCUAAUUAUUGUCCUUUGUAAGUUUGUUCCUUGAAAUAGUGACUAUCUUGGUUUGUUCCUAAUGUUUUACUACUUUCGUCUA